Messenger RNA from Fusarium proliferatum ET1, 2145 nucleotides. RefSeq lists its product as uncharacterized. The transcript has 6 exons. Lineage: Eukaryota; Fungi; Ascomycota; Sordariomycetes; Hypocreales; Nectriaceae. Gene Ontology annotation, cellular component: plasma membrane. Gene Ontology annotation, molecular function: ferric-chelate reductase activity. The record is from RefSeq and is a predicted model, not a curated record. The coding region runs from base 1 to 2145 and encodes 714 amino acids. Gene Ontology annotation, biological process: copper ion import; intracellular iron ion homeostasis; iron ion transport.
AUGCGAUACUGGGGACGCAACCUAUUAUGCCUCCUCACAGUCGGCAUCCUCUGUCUUACUGAGGCUUCAACUGCCUCAGAUCAUUGCGGAAAAGCUUGCCGACAAACAUUUCGAACUCUCCGAUUUGCCGACGCACCUCCGGGCGUUUUCUUCACGGUACAGGAAUGCACCAGCCUUAUUUACCAGACUUCGCUUCACCUUUGUUGGGAAGAACACUGCGCUGAGGAUAUAUGGCGGACCGAAUCAGCCUCAAUGAACCUGACAUGUCACGAUAUCAGCGGUUCUUAUCUUCCGCCGCACAAUAUCAUCAAUAACCUGACAGAUCACGACAUUAAAGCUAUCCCAAGAUUUAAUGCCACAAGCCCCGAUCGAUCCCACGUGUCUGGGGCAUUGAUGCUUCCAUCAAAGUCAUACUAUGCUCUUUGGGUCAGAACGCUGGAGGCGCACGAUUACAUAUGGGACUACCACAACUACUACGGCUGGGCCAUGGGGAUAUUCUGGGCUUUGGCCGUCGGAGUAGGCAUCGGUAAUCGGGCUCUGGGUCAAUCCUUCUCCAGUCAAGGUCGAAAGACGGCGUGGAUAAGGCGUAAUAUUCUUCUACCUGCAACUCUCGGCAGAUGCUGUGUACAAGACUAUGGGGGCUGGGGUACCUUGCCUCCGAGGAUACAGACAUUGACUCUCAUUCUUUUCGUGAUCCUUAACAUUGCAUGUACGAUACACGGAUACGAGAUAUUUGAAGGUUAUGGCUACUAUCCCUCUGUAUGGACGCAAGUGCUGCGACACGUAUCCGAUCGAACUGGGAUACUCUCCUUUGCCAACUUUCCCUUGAUAUGGCUGUUCGGAAUGAGAAAUAACACCGCUCUCUGGUUAACAGGCUGGGACUUCAAGACUUACAACAACUUCCACCGAUGGGUUGGCCGGAUCACCACUUUACAAGCCGUGAUACAUUCAAUCGGAUAUACGAUCAUAAUUCUGCAACGCGGUGGGUGGAGAUACUUCUGUCAAAUAUGGACAUUUACCUUUUGGUGGACUGGGGAGCUUGCAACAAUAUUCAUCUGUCUCCUGAUAGGACUUUCGGUGUUUUGGGUGCGACGCCAAAAUUACGAAUUCUUUCUCAUCACACACAUUGUCUUAUCUUUUUGGAUCCUCGUAACUAUGCUCGGGCAUGUGUCGAUAUUUAGUGGUGCAUAUGAUCCUCUUGUGUGGGUUCCAGCACUAGUCUGGCUUCUUGACCGGAUCAUUCGUGGAUUGCGCAUCAUGGCCUUCAACCCGAAAUUUUGGGACACCAAGGCUCUCAUCACUUACAACGAAGAUGCACACAUGAUCCGCGUGACAGUCUCAACUUCUUCAAGUAUCUACAGCAUUGAGCCAGGUACAUUCUACUAUAUCAUGGUGCUCAAUCAACGGAACUUUUGGGAAAGCCAUCCUUUCACCGUAGCGACAAUAUCGGAAUCCGGUCAUUACGACACAGAUACUUUGGAAGAAGACUCACCCUUACUGAACUAUGGAUCCUCUGGUGAACUGAGACAUGCAUCCGAAAAGUCCCAUCAAGAAAUGACCUUCUUGAUUCGGCCGUAUGAUAGCUUUACUUCGAGGCUAAGGGAGUAUGCCGAAGAGGAACGACCAAAGCCGGCUACAGUACGUGUGGCUAUUGACGGCCCAUAUGGAAAGACCUUGCCUCUUGAGCGGUUCUCAAAAGUUCUUUUCAUCGUUGGUGGGAGCGGAAUCGCGGUCCCGUUGUCGUAUCUUCCGAGGCUUACGGCAUCAUCAAACAAGACGCCAAGGAUUGAAGUCCACUGGGCUGUGCGACAGUCAACUUUCGCCGUUUAUGUUUUGAGCCAUGAACUGGGUGAUAUGCUCGGGAACGAUCGAGUAGUAGAGAUUAACAUCUACCUGACUGGCAGCGAUGUUGACAGCAGAAGAACAUGUGAUGAGACUACCUACAGGCUCGUGAAGUGGAGGUCUCAACGAUUAAAUGUCGAACAAAUUAUUGACGGGGCGUUAGAGGAUGGAGACAAAGAGAGUAUCGCAGUGGUUACAAGUGGUCCCGCCGCAAUGGCUGAUGAGAGCAGACGCGUGGUUACGGCAAGGACAGUGUCGUCUUUACCGCAUAUUGAGUAUUUUGAGGAAAGCUUCCAGUGGUGA